CAUCAUACACACAAGGCCGCUGGGUGGUCAACAUUUGGGCGUCGCACAAACUGAUCUCAUUCCAACGCGUGCAUUUCUGUAGGAGUCUAAGGAAAAAGAUCAAGUCUGAUUUGGGUGUCUUUUCUUUGCAGAGGUCAUGUUUCUAUAAAUGAGUGGAGAUACGGUUCAGACAGGACGGAGGAGUUUGUUUGCUGUUUAAUUAACAGACACAUGUUGGACACAUAGACAAAACGAUGACAGAAUACAAAUUGGUCGUCGUUGGAGCUGGUGGUGUAGGGAAAAGUGCCCUUACGAUUCAGCUCAUUCAGAACCAUUUUGUUGAUGAAUACGACCCUACCAUUGAGGAUUCAUACCGUAAGCAAGUUGUUAUAGAUGGAGAGACGUGUUUACUGGACAUUCUGGACUCCGCAGGUCAAGAAGAGUAUAGCGCAAUGAGAGAUCAAUACAUGAGGACUGGAGAAGGUUUUCUCAUCGUGUUUGCCGUCAACAAUCGUAAAUCCUUUGAGGAUUUCAAUUUAUAUUGGUCCCAGAUCUACCGAGUGAAGGAUGCAGAAGAAGUCCCUAUGGUCUUGGUAGGAAACAAAAUUGACUUGUCAGACAGAACAGUUGAAGCAAGAGAUGGUGCUGCAACAGCCAAGAGUUAUGGCAUUCCCUACAUUGAGACAUCAGCUAAAACCAGACAUGGAGUGGAUGAUGCAUUUUACACGCUGGUUCGAGAAAUUAGGAAAGAUAAAGAAAGACGAAAUGUCAGCAAGAAAAAGAAGAAGAAGAGCAAGGGAAUGAAAUGUGUUUUGCUUUAGGAUAUUAUUACCCAAUUAAUUAUCCAUUUUAAUUCUUAAUUCCUAAGUAUAAAUGUUAACUUGUCUGGCACCCUACUUGUCUAUAGUUAAAGGUGCUCUCAAACAUUUUUACCAUAUUUUUGAAUUUAGAUAUUUUCAUUUCUGUGACAGAGUCAUUUGAAGCUUUCUCAACACUGUAUUUAGCAUUUGCUUUAUAUUAGGCAUUAUAGAGAAUAGAUAUUAUUUACAAUAUCUGAAUGGAUUGAUUUGUUGCAUGUGUCAUUCCACAAAGUAUCUAUCCAUUUCUUAUCAAGGGAUAUUCAAGCAAAAAUGUUCAGAACUUUAUGAGUCUGAAGAUGGUGUCAGACUUACAAACCCAUUGCUUAGAAUGAUGUGGGUGGCAUUUUCCCAUUUUUGUCGGCUGUCAAAAUUGCGACACGUUAUGGUUUAGUGCUGUAUGGUCAACUUGGAGCAAGUUCCAGUGCCGCAUUUAGUCGACUACUGACAGCAACGCACACCAACUGUGACGCUCUAACUCGAACUACUCGUUUGGAAGUCUAGUCGACCAUCAGUACCACGGUAUUUGUUCCCCUUUGCACUUUACUAGUGUUAGAAUGAAACAGGCCAUUGGGACCAGUGGAGCAACCAUGCUCAUGAGGCUGGUUCCAAAUGGUGGACCACAGUAGUCAACCAAUGGUCGACCAGCCUUGGUUUGAGUCAAAAUAAUCAACCUAAGGCUUUAGUUAAACCUUGGUGCUCACUCGAACUUGCUCUUAGAGUACAUGAUGUGAUUAUAAUUGCAGCAGUCUAAGCACUAAGAAUAUAACUAGCUGCUAAAUUCAAAGCUGUUGUGGUUUUGGAAAGGCAGGUACCAUGCUGGUAGCUAGGCACACAGCGUCCCUAUUAAUUGAAGCCACAAAAACAAAAACAAAAUUCAGUGAAAAUGGGAUAUGUGUUGGUAGGCAAGAACAAUGUGUUUAGGACCAUCAUGAAGUGGGUGAUCAUGAACUAACAAGUACUGCUGUUGUUAGUCUUGGCCCAAGACUACAGUUAUGAUAUUGGAUAGUGUACUACGCGCAGCCGUAAAUCGCUAAAGCGGUAUGAUUUAAUUUACUGGCAAGCUUGAAAUCUAGACUAUACUGGCGAGCUACUUUAGCCAUUUGCAACUGCGCGUAGUAACUAUCCAAUAUCGAGCACUUCAGUCUUGGGCCAAGACCAUGCUGUUGUACAAUCCUACUAUUGAAUGGCAGCUGUUGGACAUUACAGCAUUGGGUUUUUUUGUAGAGAGAUAUCUUACAAUCGUCUUGUUGUCAAGAUCUGUUCAUCAACCUCAACCUUUUUUUUCUUUGAAAGUUUUGAGUUGGUGUUUAACAUUACAAAAGUGCAACCUUUUCAGUAAACAUGUACAAUGUAAGUGUUUAUUAUACUAAAGUGAGAUUUUAAGCACUUUUCUAAUGACAAAUUAGUUUCGAGCUCAUUUGAUACAAAAUGGUUUACCCCCUCAGUAACAUUCUUGUCUUUUUGUUGGUAGUUGUUUUUUUUGUUUUUUUUUAGAAUAAUAUGGUUAUAAUUUGAUAAAUGUUCAAUAUUAGGAAUUGGAAUAUAAUUGAAUACAAUGUAAUCCCAAAGCGGUCCAGGAAUUGUUUUUGAUGGAUACAUUGUGCCAGUGAGUGAUGAUAUAAUGAUGUACAAUGCUUACAAAUUUACUUUCUGACUUCUUUUUCUUAAUACAAGUGAAACUUUCUUAAACACACCAUCUGGUAAGAAAAAUAUUCAAUAGAUAAAAAUUGCUGAGAAGUGUUGACACAAUUUAGGUUUGUGUAAUGGAUCGCCUUUGAAAGAUAGAGGUCCAAUUGGAUUAAAAUUCUAAUGCUUUCAUUGUCCACUUCACAUGACAAGUUGGUUCCUUAUUAUUUCCUUGUUGCAAUGAUGGUCAUCACUCCUUAGCUUCCAUUAAGUGUAACUGCACGUGACAAAAUACCAUGUACACAUGCCUCUGACUCGUUUUUCAGUGCUUUUACCUUUGAAUACGAAGCAAUUCCUGGUUGAUUAUCUCUUUGGUUGAUUAUCUCUUUGGUAAAAAUAAGGAAUUUCCCAAUUUGGCUACGGCCACAUUAGGGAAACAUGUUAAGUGCAUUCUGGAAACCAGUCCAUACUCUGAGCUGUCGCCCCAAAUGCCAUCCAGACAUGGUUUAUUAUCCACGAAGUAUGUAAUGAAUACACAUGGAUAAGUAAUAAGGAACUAACCAUUUUGCCGUUGACGUAACUGUUGGUAGUUUUGUGAAAAGCUAUAAUAUUAAUGUAUAGACUUAUUAUUCCAACAUUUAACUCUGCACAUAAUAACUAUUUGGAUUUGUGUACAUAACUUAUAGAGAAACAUUAACGCAGUGUAUGUAGUACAUGUCUUAUGUGAAACCCCUCCCAAGUGUUUGUUUUCCAAUCAAAUUAAAUAUUUUGGUUCCCUCUAA
Asterias rubens (European starfish) is the source of this 3247-nucleotide messenger RNA. RefSeq names its product GTPase HRas. The record is from RefSeq and is a predicted model, not a curated record. Bases 234 to 800 code for a protein of 188 amino acids. NCBI's taxonomy places the organism in Eukaryota, Metazoa, Echinodermata, Asteroidea, Forcipulatida, Asteriidae. Gene Ontology annotation, cellular component: plasma membrane. The transcript is spliced from 8 exons. Gene Ontology annotation, molecular function: GTP binding; GDP binding; GTPase activity. Gene Ontology annotation, biological process: Ras protein signal transduction.